Molecule: messenger RNA, 2388 nt
Organism: Phascolarctos cinereus (koala)
Lineage: Eukaryota; Metazoa; Chordata; Mammalia; Diprotodontia; Phascolarctidae
Source: RefSeq, a predicted model, not a curated record
UGGGUGAACACCAGUUCUCUGCAGCCUGGGCUCCACUCACAGCUCAGCUCAGCUUCCUCUUUGGGCUGGGAGGGAGUGGGGACCCAGGGGCCAGACACACCCCUUGCCUAGGGUCCCCAGAGCCCUACUGGACCCACUGCUGGACAGACAGACACAGUCAUCUCUAGUGCCAGCGCACCCCCCCUCCCAGGGGCUCAGCCCGGCCCUGCUGGACCCACAGCUGGACAGAGGGACAGAGGAACAGACGGACACCCAGAUGAGGAAACAGAGUCAGAGAAAGAAGUGAGCUUUCUAAGGUGACACAGUCACUUCCUCUAUCUGAUGCCUCAGUUUCCCCACUCUCAAAUAAGAAGGAUAGUACUAUACUGUGUUGUGGGAAAAACACUUGGCUUGGAGUCAAGAGACUUGGAUUCGAGUCCUAGUCUGAUGACUUAUUAACUGUGUGACCUUGGGAACCUGAGCCCUGGGCCGAGGUGGCAGAGCCAGGCCAGUAACCGGAGCAGGCUGGCCCAGGAACCAGCCUCCUGAAAAGGAGGUAGCAGGAGGGGCCGGGCCUUGCUCACCCUCUGAGCCCACUCUAGGGCUCCUGGGAGACCCGGACCUAGGCAAGCUCCAGGGCCCCACUGGUCCCUUUCCUCUAGUAUGGGCAUCAAGACUUCACUGCCCCCUCCUGAGCUGGCCAUCUAUGCCUUGGUUCUUGUGUGUGCCCUGGGCUAUGCUGGCAAUGGGCUCUUUGAGGCAUCUCGAGAUAACAUGAACAGGAAGGCCUUCAGGGAGUCGGUGAAGCCUGGAUGGCAUUACAUUGGACGAAAGAUGGAUGUAGCAGAUUUCGAGUGGGUAAUGUGGUUCACCUCCUUCCGUAACAUCAUCAUCUUUGCCCUCUCCGGUCACGUGCUCUUUGCCAAGAUCUGCUCCAUGAUUGCCCCACAGUUCCGCUCAUGGAUGUAUGCAGUGUACGGGGCCUUAGCUGUGCUGGGGACCAUGGGCCCCUCCUACAUGCUGCUCCUGUUGGCCCAUUGCCUGGGUCUCUACAUGGUUUCCCUGCUUAAGCAGCGGUGGCUCUGCUUUACCCUGGGGCUUGCCAGUCUGGCCUCUUUCAAGCUGGAGCCAGCCAAUUCAUGGCAGAGCGGGUUUGUAACGGGCACUUUUGAUCUUCAAGAUGUGCUGUUUUACGGGGGCAGCGGCUUCACGAUUUUCCGAUGCAUGAGCUUUGCCCUGGAGAACUGUGAUUGGCCAGAAGGCAAUUACUCUUUCCUGGACCUGCUCAAAUACAACUUCUAUCUCCCCUUCUUCUUCUUUGGACCCAUCAUGACCUUUGACAAGUUCCAUGCCCAGGUGAGCCAGCUGGAGCCUGUUCGGAGGGAGUGGGAAAUGUGGCAGAUCCGCACCCAGGCGGGACUCAGCCUGGCCUCCAUCGUGGCGGUGGAUGUGUUCUUUCAUUUCUUCUACAUCCUUACCAUUCCUAACGACCUCAAGUUCACCAGUCGGCUCUCAGACUGGGCCCUAGCGGGCCUGGCCUACUCCAAUCUGGUGUAUGACUGGGUGAAGUCAGCUGUGAUGUUUGGUGUUGUGAACACUGUGGCCCGUCUGGAUCAUCUGGACCCACCCCAGGCACCUAAGUGCAUCACAGCCCUCUAUGUCUUUGCAGAAACGCACUUUGACCGUGGGAUCAAUGACUGGCUAUGCAAAUAUGUCUAUGACGCUGUUGGUGGGGAGCACCAGUCAGUGGGGCCAGAGCUGGGGGCCACGUUGGCCACCUUUGCCAUCACCACCUUGUGGCUGGGACCGUGUGAUAUUGUCUACCUGUGGUCUGCCCUGAACUGUUUCGGUCUCAACUUUGAGCUCUGGAUGCAGAAGCUUGCUGAGUGGGGACCAGUGGCCCGAGCGGAGGCCUCAGUGUCCGAGCAGAUGUCCCGGAGAGCUCGGGCUCUCUUUGGGGCUGCAAACUUCUGGUCCAUCAUCGUGUACAACCUCAUGUCUCUGAACAGCCUGGAGUUCAUGGAGCUAGUGAUCAGACGCCUAGUGCUCACAGGAUUCCCUCAAAGCACCCUGGUCAUUCUGUUUGUCACCUACUGUGGUGUGCAACUCAUUAAAGAAAGAGAGAGGCUCCUGGCCCUAGAGGAAGAGAAGGAAGCUGCCAAAGAGAAGGCCGAAUAGGGAGGAAAAGGAGGAAGAAAAAGAAGAAGAAGAGGAGGAAAAAGAAGAGGAGGAGGUAGAAGAGUGGAAUCUGUACCAUUGCCACCACCUGCCUUUCCCCAAGACCCUCCAAGACCCUCCAAACAGCCUGUUCCUGCCCUGCCUCCCCCUCAGCACUGCCCUGACUCCCUGGGUUCUAGGCCACAAAGGAGGCAAAGCCUUCAAGACAGAAUAAAAUUUUUUGCUACAACA